AUGGGAUACGAUUUAUACCCUGAACGUAGAGGCCAAAAAUAUUCACCUAGUUUGAAAAAAUUAUACUCGGAUCGAGGAAGAGAAAGUACAGAUAAAUUAAAAUGUGAAAAAAAUGUUUUUGCUUGUAUUAAGAAAAGUCCUAUCGUAAAAUUAAUGAUGGGUGCAUUGAAAAGUUCCGGCUGUGAGAUGGAUAUCCGAAGACAUAUAUCGUGUGAAGUUUGUGAUAUUUCUGUAAGUGGGGGUUAUGAUCCGGAAUUGAAUCAGAUAGUUAUUUGUCAGAAUGUGGCUAGAUCACAAGGAAUGGUCCAAGGUGUCCUAACACAUGAAAUGAUACAUAUGUUUGAUUUUUGUCGAAAUGAACUUGACUUUAAGAACAUUGAUCAUUUAGCCUGUACAGAAAUCAGGGCUGCUAACUUAACUCACUGCUCGUUCUUGAGUGCAUGGGGCCAAGGAGAUGCCUCAAUAUUUAAUGUAAAAGAAGCUCAUCAGAACUGUGUGAAAACAAAAGCUCUGAACUCAGUAUUAGCCGUACGAAAUGUAACUCGAGAUCAAGCAAUAGAUGCUGUAGAACGAGUAUUUCCAAAAUGCUAUGCAGAUUUAGAACCAAUAGGCAGGAGAGUGCGUCGAAAUUCUAGAGAUAUGGAUAAAGCGUAUAUGGAAGGACCUAUGUAUGGCUAUGAUGUAUAAGAUUGGAAGUACAUGUAGUAUUGAAAAUAAAUAUUUAAUAAAACAUCAAAAAUAUAUUUACAAU
Molecule: messenger RNA, 751 nt
Organism: Ctenocephalides felis (cat flea)
Lineage: Eukaryota; Metazoa; Arthropoda; Insecta; Siphonaptera; Pulicidae
Product: mitochondrial inner membrane protease ATP23 homolog
Biological process (GO): mitochondrial protein processing; mitochondrial proton-transporting ATP synthase complex assembly
Cellular component (GO): extrinsic component of mitochondrial inner membrane
Molecular function (GO): metalloendopeptidase activity
Source: RefSeq, a predicted model, not a curated record